Heterocephalus glaber (naked mole-rat) is the source of this 507-nucleotide messenger RNA. The record is from RefSeq and is a predicted model, not a curated record. NCBI's taxonomy places the organism in Eukaryota, Metazoa, Chordata, Mammalia, Rodentia, Bathyergidae.
AUGGACGUCCUGGAGGAGGCGAACUUGGUGCUGUCCAUCUCCUCUGCCUCGGACGCAGAAUUUGAUGCUGUGGUCGGAUAUUUAGAGGACAUUAUCAUGGAUGCUGAGUCCCAAUUACUACAGAGAAAUUUCAUGGACAAGUACUACCGGGAGUUUGAAGACACAGAGGAGAAUAAACUCACCUACACACGCAUUUCUAAUGAAUAUAUUUCUCUAGUGGAGAAGUACAUUGAGGAGCAGCUGCUGGAGCAGAUCCCAGGGUUCAGCAUGGCAGCCUUCACGACAACGUUACAGCACCAUAAAGAUGAAGUGGCUGGUGACAUCUUUGACAUGCUGCUCACAUUUACAGAUUUUCUGGCUUUUAAAGAAAUGUUUCUAGACUACAGAGCAGAAAAGGGAGGCCAGGGGCUGGAUUUAAGCAGUGGCUUGGUAGUGACAUCGUUGUGCAAAUCAUCUACAAUGCGAGCUUCCCAGAACAAUCUGCAGCACUAGGUAAUGAAUGGGAUC